GAAGGCUGCCGGUGUGCAGCGGUUACAAAUUUAAAGACAAUUUUGAAAAGGUGUUCAUUUAACAUACGUUAUCUAUUUACCUAGUUUCUUCAUAGGUACCCAGUCAAAAGGCUUUGCUAUAAAGUACACAUCGAUCGUAGACUAACAUCACAGACUAACUUCAAACAAUAUAGCUACCACCAAGACUGAAGUUACAUUUAACCAGACCGCUAAGGGUGUAACAUUGUGAAGUUCAGGAGCUAGCUAAAACUGGUACGACUGCAUCGAGCUGUCCCGACUCGGUUGGGAGUCGUACAUAAAUUAUAACUGAAACUCAAAGUUGGGAAUGGCAUUGGACUUCCUUGCAGGAUGUCUUGGAGGUGUUGCUGGUGUCCUAGUAGGACACCCCUUUGAUACUGUCAAGAUGAGGGAUAUACAACCACUGCAUGGAAGUGUAACCUUGUUAGACUCCAGGUUCAGAAUGUCAAAAAGCCACUCUAUCGUGGGACAUUUCACUGCUUCCAGUCCAUUGUACGGCAAGAAUCUAUGUUUGGACUGUACAAGGGCAUUGGCUCCCCCAUGAUGGGUCUGACCUUCAUCAACGCCAUCGUGUUUGGCGUCCAGGGCAACGCCAUGCGACGGCUGGGUAAGGACACACCGCUGAACCAGUUCAUAGCGGGCGCGACGGCAGGCGCCAUCCAGUGCGUCAUCUGCUGCCCCAUGGAGCUGGCCAAGACGCGCAUGCAGAUGCAGGGCACGGGCGAGAAGAAGUCCAAGAGGAAGCUCUACAAGAACUCUGUGGACUGCCUGCUGCGUAUCUACAACCGGGAGGGCGUGCGCGGCAUAAACCGCGGUAUGGUGACCACGUUCAUCCGCGAGACCCCAGCCUUCGGCUUCUACUUCCUGACCUACGAUGUCCUCACGCGCCAGCUGGGCUGUGAGCUGGGGGACUCGUACAUAAUCCCCAAGCUGCUGUUCGCCGGGGGCAUGUCUGGCAUCGCCUCCUGGCUCUCCACCUACCCGGUGGAUGUCAUCAAGUCCCGGCUCCAGGCCGACGGGGUGGGCGGGGUCAACCGGUACAAAGGCAUCGCGGACUGCGUCCGGCAGAGCAUGCAGGAGGAGGGCUGGCGGGUGUUCACGCGAGGCUUGACCUCCACCCUGUUGCGGGCCUUCCCCGUCAACGCCACCACCUUCGCCACCGUAACUCUGUUCCUCAUGUACAUGCGGGAGGAUGAGGGGCCGAUGGAUUGUGAUGCCCUGCAGCAACAAGCUCAGGCUUCCAGUUUGUGACUUUGGCUCUAGCUCCCUCUGCUGGGGGGAGGGCCUCAGUACAGCAGCUGAUCAUUUAUGGCCCAAUAGCAUAUAUUUUUACUAUAUGUAAAAUAUCCUAUCCUGUUUUUAUUUUGAUGUCAUUUUGAUGCAACUUUUUUUAAUUGACCUUUUCUUUGCCUUCUCUGGUAAAUUUCAGAUUAAUAGAAAACCAUCCCCACAAAUUUGCAAAAUGGAAGUACAGUUGUAGCAGAAGUCAAAUUUAGUCCUCUACCCUUGCGGUUUAUUCCAAGUUUAGAGCAUUUGUUGGAGAUGCUUUCUCUGCACGUCUGCACUACGUAGAUAUUACUUGAUCUGGUAAUAGCAGCAAAGUUUAGUAUUUAUAUGUGUACUUGAAUGUGUACAUAGUGAGAAGCAUGUGGUGCCUGGUACAUGCUACAUGAUUUAAAAAUCGGCACUGAAUUUACAGAAAAUUAAGAUGACAGAUGACGACUGUCCAGCAAAGAAAUUGGGAACACAAUCAAUUUAAAAUGGUGACUUUUGUACUGAGGUAACAGACAUCCAGUUCUGUUCUUUAGUCUGUACCCAGAGGCCAACAACCACCCUACCUAGUCCAUUUCUCAUUUAGAUAGAGAAUAAACUCAAAACAUUCCACAAUAUAAUGUAUUAUAAGUCCAUUAUAAGUGUGUCUUGUGGUGUGGUAUACUUGGUUUGAUUUCACAUGUUGAUUAAGGAAUAUGGAGGAACCCUUGACCAAAUAGACUACAUAUAAAGAUAUGAUGUAGAUGUCGAUAAAAAUGAAGACGUGGGUCAGAGUAUAAAAGUAAACAAAAAGUGUUGGAAUCCAACUAAACCUCAGCCAUUAGUAACCAUGACGAUAAUAUAAUACAUAUAUAAUUAUAAUUUAUUUAAUUGAUAAGAUAUAUAAUUUUUGUCUUUUGACAGGACCCCCUCAAAAAUGAGAUGGUACAUAUCUCAAGGGCUUUUAUCCUGAAAAUAAAUAAAUAUGGCGUAAAAUAAAGCCAAUUGGGCUCUAUUCAGCAGUUUAUCUUUGAAGAAACACUUGCAGUAUUAAGAAUUUAUAUGUAGACAAGUUCCUGUUACUUAUUGGUAGUUUGUAGUUUAUGAUACCUCCUGCAGAGUGCUAUCUGACAUGGGCAAAUUUCAAAAUGGUGAAAUAUCCAUAAGCAGUUCAAAAGGUUGUCCACCGGUUGAGCUUUUAAACCAUGGUAUGAUUUUAAUAUGCAUGAGCAGAGGUAACUAAAAGAGCAGAAUCUGGGCCAAAGUCAUGUAGUGUGUACCAGAGUUAAGGGAUGCUGUUAAUGAGUGUAAAGUUUGUUUCACUCCUGUCUAUGCAUUUCAGUUUCACAAUUGCAUUUGAGCUGAACUGUGAACCUUCCCUGAUAAGUGUCACUUGUAGUUUCUCCACAUGCCCUUGGAUUUUUAUGCCGCAUGCAGUAUGAACAUGACAUGCAUGUCAGAGCUGCCCUAUGAAAAGUCUUCUUCCAGAUUUUCUUUGGGGUUAUUAGCUGCAGUGACAGUAAUAAGUGUGUGAAUUUGUGUGAAUUGUAACCUGCUAUAAAUUUUUUUCUGUGGGGAUUUACAUUCCUGAGUUGGGAGUGUCGAAUUCUCAGUCUUUAGUGUCUAUUUUUAUGGUAAAUACUGUAUUUUUGAUCUGAGCAGCUGAUGAAAAUGGACCAGGUAUUUGGGUCUCCAGGGCAACACUUAUUUUUGCGAGGAGCAUUUGGGUGAUGCUAAAAGACCCUGAAUAGAUUAUCUGUUUUGAAUGUUACAACGGUUACGAAUGUGGACCGUGCGCAUGUUCAGUCAUGCUUCCAGAGACCACUAUUUAUAAAGACACUGAAUGUUUGAAUCUUUUUCAGGAUGGCGGUUACUUGACUGCAUACUGUCAUACUGUUGACAGUAAGUAAUUUUAUGUAUUGCACAUGCUGCCCAAGAGGUUUCCUUUAUUUUAAAUGACUGCAUGGAUAGAAAAACUUUUAUUAGAGAGAGAGCGAGAGUGAAUAUUGUUUAGCACUGUAAAAACUGCAUCAGUCAUCCAUGGCUCGGACUUAAGGGCUUUUGGUCAACGUGCACAUAAUUUACACGACCAAUGUCUGAAGUUCCGACUAUCAAGGCAUAACUUGCUACUUUAACAUUCCUUGUGUUGAAAACUGGUGAGAGUAGUUGAACGGAACUGCUCCUUCAAGGAAAGGUGAAAUGUGAGUGCGGAUCAACUUGUGUGUGCUUUCUUGUAAAGAAGCCGAAUUUCUUUUUGUUUAUUAUAAACUAAAACCAUGAGUGUGUCUGAGGUGUUUUAUGAUACAGGAAGCAUGUUGACAAGAGGGGGACAGCAAUUGUUUGAACCAAAUUUCUUACAUUCUGUAAGCGCUGAAAUUAUUUAAAAAGGGCACAGUAGUUCCUUGUAUAAGUUGGAAAUAUUUAGUUUUGUACAUUAAGAGGCUGCAGAUUGAUCUCUCUAUACUAUUUAUUUUAGCACUUGGACAAUCUGCCCAGUACCAAAGCAAUGUGUAACCAUUAUGGGUGAAAGGUGAAUAAAGUGGUUCCCAACUGA
Messenger RNA from Conger conger (European conger), 3823 nucleotides. It is a transcript of the gene slc25a29l, whose product is annotated as mitochondrial basic amino acids transporter. Lineage: Eukaryota; Metazoa; Chordata; Actinopteri; Anguilliformes; Congridae. The record is from RefSeq and is a predicted model, not a curated record. The transcript has 5 exons. Gene Ontology annotation, biological process: mitochondrial L-ornithine transmembrane transport. Gene Ontology annotation, molecular function: high-affinity L-arginine transmembrane transporter activity. Bases 526 to 1269 code for a protein of 247 amino acids. Gene Ontology annotation, cellular component: mitochondrion.